Myxocyprinus asiaticus (Chinese sucker) is the source of this 2702-nucleotide messenger RNA. RefSeq names its product secretory calcium-binding phosphoprotein 1 (gene scpp1). The record is from RefSeq and is a predicted model, not a curated record. NCBI's taxonomy places the organism in Eukaryota, Metazoa, Chordata, Actinopteri, Cypriniformes, Catostomidae. The transcript is spliced from 12 exons. Bases 535 to 1365 code for a protein of 276 amino acids.
ACAGUGUGCUUGGUGUGAUAAACAGUCAUAUUCUGUCCGACUACAGAUACUCAGCAGUUUUACUAUUCCUAAAAAGAACUCGGGGCUGUGGAGACACAGGGCUGAAACAACACUCACCGGCUGGCACCUCCUGUCCACUGGGUUGAUGGAUGGGUCUAAUGUCAGGGUAAAGAUCCAUUGUGGCCCUGAUCUGUAAUGGAUUCAUCCCCAACAAGCGAGCCUUUUGGUGUAGGUCUUGCUGGUGGACCAUCAUAGCUAUGCUUCUCACCAGCAAAACUUAGCUGGUGAAGCUGGUCGACCAUACAUGUCUUGCGGGUUAACCUAGUUAAAACACCUGAUGGGGACACCAACAUCAUCCACAAUACAACUUGCAGUAUGCUGAUGAUCAGCCAUGCUGGUCUUUUCAGCAGGGUUGAUUUCAAAUGUGGCUUUCAUCUCACUAGUUCCAGAAUCAACUUCUGAGUGAAGGGAGAAUUACCCAGACAACAAUCUUGCUUCAGCUGGAUAUCAGUCUUCUCCACACUGAGCUGCAGAAUGAAACCUGCCAUAUUGAUUCUGUUCCUGUUGGGAGCAGUCUGUGCUAAUCCAAUCUUGCAUAAAAUGGCUAUGGAGAUGAUUAAACAUGCAUCCAACUCUUCAGAAAGUUCCUCAAUAUCUGAAUCUUCUGAACAGAGCAAUACCUCGGAACCUUCCAAAGAGAAGUCCAAGGAAAAUACAUCUGACAGCAAUAGCUCAGAAUCACUUGAAUCUGAAUCAGCUGAACUGAUCCCUAAAGAGAACCAAAGGCACUCUGUAGAAAGUCUGACUGGAAUAAGUGAGACUGCAGUGACAUCAGAUAACACUCAAAGCAGUAAAGAAAAAUUUCGUAGGGGCUGGAUAUACACUCUCAAAUGGGUCCAUGCAAACUACACCAGCAAAGUGCCAGCAACCAGUCAACUAGAUGAGGAUGACCAAACGGAUGAUGUACAAUCCACUGACAACACAGACAAGUCUACUAGUGCUGUAUCAAAGAAAAGUGAAAGCAGUGAAUCAAGUGAGAGCCAGGAAACGGUUGCUCUGAGCAGCAAUGGCACCAAGGAAGAGGAUAACAGUGCCAACACAAGUGAAAGCACUGAACACAGUUUCACUGUUGAUGGUGCUGAAUUUAGUUCCAGCAAUAGCAGCAGCAGCAGCAGCAGCAGUAGCAGUGAAAGCAAUGAGACCAGUAACAGUGCAGUGGAUGACAACAGUCACUCAACUGAGUGUCUACCUGGGACUGACAGCAAAGGAUGUGACAGUGAGGAAAACUUUCCCCAGGAUAUCGGUGAUGAUGGUGCCACUGACCCUUUCAAUGGUUUCCUAAUGCCCGAUGAAACUGAGCCCUAGCAGCAGUUUAAAAAACAUACAUUUAUAUGACUCAAUGCUCUGAUAUCUGCAAGUGGAAAUCCCAGGAACAUAUUAGAAUGGGAAUGUGUUUUUAAACAUUAAAGGGCAGGUAUUUAAGUACAUUUUUGGCUAUUCUAAUAUAAACAGGUCAAUAUAGCCUAGAGUACUAUAGUGUGUGUGUAUAUAUAUAUAUAUACACACACACACACUAAAGUAUUUUAGCUUUAAAUUACCUCAGUCUACAUCUUUAUCAACUUUCAGGAAUAUUUACAUGUAUUUACAAUACAAGUUAAGCUCGAUUGACAGCAUUUGUAGCACAGUGUUGAUUACCACAAAAUAAAGAAGCAAAAAUCGAGGUUACAGAGAGGCACUUACAAUGGAAGUGAAUGGGGCCAGUCAAAAGCAUUAAAAUACUCACUGUUUCAAAAGUACAUCCACAAGCUGCAAAUAAUAUGUGUGUUAACUUGAUUUUAGUGUGAUAAUAUCACUUACUAACAUUUUCUAUGUAAAGUUAUAGCCAGUUUUACAACUUAGUUGCCAUGAUGACGUUACAAUGUAAACCCUAAAACAGAUGUAAAAUUUAUGAUUUAAACAACUUUACAGCUCAAAUAAUACACACGUUUUAACAGAAGAAUUAAUUUAAAUGCUUUUAUAAAAUUAUAUGCAUCACAUUUCUGCCUUUUAAAUUCUCCAAUAAUUGGCCCCAAUCACUUCCAUUGCAAGUGCCUCACUGUAAUCUCGAUCUUUGCUUUUUUUUUUUAAAGAAAUUAUUUUAAAGAAUUUCUUUUUUUUUUUUUUUUUGGUAAUCAACAUUAUAUCACAAAUGCUGUUGAUUGAGCUUAACUUGUAUUGAACCCAGCACAUGUCUUUAAAAUAUACUGUACUCUAUAAAACAUUUAUUUUAUUUCAUACUGAACAGAUUUUUUUUUGUAUACUAUGCUUUUUAUCAUGUUGAUUCUUAAGCCUGGUAUUGUGUGCAGUAUUUGUAUUUAUAGAUUUUGUGGUCAGUUAUUUAUAAUGUUGGUGUAAACCAUUUUCAAAUAAAGUAAAUAAAGAAGCAAUGGGCUGCAUGAGUACUGUUUUUCCCAAUGUGUUCACAUAGCAUUCGUAGCGCUAAAACGUACUGUGUGUUCCUAAGAUCACGUUUCUAAAAUGAUGGGAAAGCCCUGCUAUUGCAAGUUUGCAACAGAAGAGUAAUUAGCAGUUUUUUUGCCUAUAAUUUCACAGAUAGAAUUGAUACCUUUGUAGAAGCAUGUCUACACAAAAGCAUGCAUAAAAGGCUGAAAUAGUAGUUAAAUAACAGCAGGCUAUGCAAAAGCACUUUUUAACAGUGAGCU